AUGUGUAUUCCUGGUCCUGAUUGUUAUGAAUGCAGAGGAAUUGAUUGCUUUUGUAUUAGAUCUAAGCCUUUAACUUGCAAUCCGAUAACCCGCACUUCACCAAGAAAAUGUAUUAAUAAGAAAUGUGGAUAUGAUAAUACAAUUAGUAAUCUUAGUAUUACAGAAGUAACCAACCUUAAACGUUUUAUUACUUAUUCUAUGAUUUCUUAUUGCCUAAAUUCUGCAACUUGGAAAUGUGGACCACUUUGUGAUCGUAUUCCUCAAGCUGUUGUUGUAAAGACAUUUACAAUUAAACCUAACUUUUGGAUACAGCUCUUUGGGUCGGAUGCUUAUGCUUAUACAGUGAUUACUACAAACUCUAAUGAUCAGGAGAUCGUUGUCACGUUCAGAGGAACUGCUGAUGACAGAAAUAAAAUGAAGAACUUUGAAUUUGCACAAGCUCCACAUGGAUAUGCAUCAACAUCUAUUCCAACUUCUUCUGAUGAUGUUAAAGUUCAUUAUGGCUUCUAUUCGAUUUUGGCGGUGGUUUCUUUAGCUUUAUUGACAGCACUAGAUAUUAAGCAAUUUUUUAAAGAAGCUAGUUCGUACCUUUACACAUAUAGUGAACCUUGGGUUGAAAAUUCAAAGUUUGCUUCAUUUGUAAACAAUAAUUUGAACCUUAUUUUAAGAGUUGUCAAUAAAGCUAAACUUGUACUCCAUCUACCACCACUUAUUGCUGGUUAUGAACAUCAUAAAGGCGAAGUUUGGAUUGCUGAUCCGACAAACGUAGUUAAGUGUUCAGAUGAUGAGAACUAUUCUUGUUCUGAUUCUGUUCCAAUGCCAAUUAUGGAUGAUCAUUUUGGUCCGUAUUGGGAUAUUUCUAUUAAUACUGGAUUAUGUAAAUAG
Molecule: messenger RNA, 885 nt
Organism: Dentiscutata erythropus
Lineage: Eukaryota; Fungi; Glomeromycota; Glomeromycetes; Diversisporales; Gigasporaceae
Source: the annotation of a GenBank genome assembly